CUGAAACAGUCAUCCCUGUCCAAGGUACAAGUACAAUCACCAUGCGCUUGGCAAACGAUCGCCCGUUGAGUCCUGAGCCUUCAAAGAUACAACUAGAAAGGGAAAUUGCAGUCUCCCCAUCUUCCUCAAUUUUUGAGAUAAAAAUGGACGGUGAAACGUACGCUAUGAAGCUUUAUCACGAUAAUGGGGACCCUGGAUGGACGGACAAGGGCCGAGACUUGAAUCGAUAUCGCUGUGAGCUAAAAGCUUACAAGAAUCUACUUAAACAUGGCGUGUGUGACAGCGGCUUUGUUCCAUAUUUCUAUGGUCAUAUCGAUUGGCUCGACCCAGCUGCAUUUCAGCCAUUUCUGCGGGAUUUCGUUCGUGAUAAAUUGCACCCUAGUGCAAUUAUCCUUGAGUAUCUUCCAGCCGCUGAAAGCCUGAACUGUGUUAAUUAUUCAGAGUCCCUCUAUAACACGGCCAUCGAAGGUAUGAAGCAGAUACAUAAUGCUCAUGUUCACCACAGGGAUAUCUACCCCAAGAAUAUUCUUCUAGUACCGGGAGGAAGUGACAAGAGACUGGUGUGGGUUGACUUCGAUGUUGCAACGACAUUCAACGACGUUGGACCUGAGGAAGAAAAGUACAGUCGAUAUGAAGAUGAACUUGUCGCCAGCUUCGGCGAAGCCUUGCGGGAGGACCAAAGACAAGGUCUUCCUCCCAAUACAAAAUUCUAUUGAUUGUGGCUUCCGGCGCUUUGGGUGUUUCAUCUCGGUAUUACGAAUUUGCUUUGCUGGUAGUAUAAUAAGAUUUACAGCUUCUGUUCUAAUACUUUCCUCUCACAAAGUCUUCUUCGAACGGCUCGGCAUUGGUCGCCAUUUUCAGCCAUCGGGAAUUCUUACUAGACCAGCAACGCGCAACCCAGCUAUCUAAUACAGCAUCCUAGACAUCUUAGAUAAUGCUUCAUCUGUCCAAUGUUUCCUGGUUUACUCGAAGCAGUGGUAAAGUCCAAAUUUGCGGAAACGGCUGCGGUCUGUUACAUAUUUACUGUAUUGUGAGCUACAAAGAGUCUGCGAAAAGGACGGGGUUAAGCAUGUAUGAAAUCAGAGUUGUUCCUUUGUAUCUAGUUUAGGCCCUAUCAAAUGAUCAC
Molecule: messenger RNA, 1126 nt
Organism: Aspergillus sclerotioniger CBS 115572
Lineage: Eukaryota; Fungi; Ascomycota; Eurotiomycetes; Eurotiales; Aspergillaceae
Exons: 3
Coding region: 42-716 (224 amino acids)
Biological process (GO): protein phosphorylation
Molecular function (GO): protein kinase activity; ATP binding
Source: RefSeq, a predicted model, not a curated record